This is a messenger RNA of Uloborus diversus, 2646 nucleotides long. RefSeq lists its product as uncharacterized. The record is from RefSeq and is a predicted model, not a curated record. The coding region runs from base 332 to 2509 and encodes 725 amino acids. The transcript has 15 exons. Lineage: Eukaryota; Metazoa; Arthropoda; Arachnida; Araneae; Uloboridae. Gene Ontology annotation, molecular function: lipid binding.
UUUUGUUUUGGUUAAAACAGCUGAUUGUAAUUCCAUGAAAUGCUCAAUUUCAUUGUAUUUUUUUUUAUCUAAUCCGUGUGUUCUGUGUUAAAUGAGUAACCAUUGGGAUAAAUUAUGUUCUUUUUACAUAAGAUGAACUUUUUAAUGCUGCGUUAGAUAAAUUAGUUGAAUAUGCUUUCGUUUGUGACUCACAAGCUAUCUCUUCAGUCUUUAUCAUGACUGAUAAAAGAGCAGUUUUCGUGUUUUCAUUUAACGAAAGAAAUUCAUGAACUAUGGAUUGUAAUUUUUUUGCUUGCUCAUUUUAUAUGCAUUAGGAACCAAUGGAAAGAAAAUGGAUUUUACAUUUUUUGACAUCGCUAUUCUCUUGAUAACAUGUUUUGUUACAAUAAUUGUAAUAUUCAUUUAUACCUUUCGUUCAAAUUCUUCGGAUAUACUUCUUGAUUAUGAAAAAGGAUUUAAUGUGAUAGAUGUGGUUAAAGCCUUAAGAAAUAUUUGUCCUAUAAAUACUACAAACAAAUGGAAGUUGCUGUCUUCAGAUUUCAGCUUGUUGCGUUGCUGGCAACAGAAAUUCUCAUUUCCUAUUCUUAAUUCGAAUAUCAAUGUCUUUGGCUCAGUUGCUGUAGCAAAUUGUUCUUCUAAGCAUGCUCUGACCAAAAUUGCUGAUUUGUCAAAAUGGACAGAAUGGAAUCCUACACCUGGCCAGUUUGCAGUAAAAUCUUUUCGGGAUAAGCACCUGAAGAGAGAUCGUUACAUGCAAGCUAACCAGAUCAUAUGCCUUCAAAAAGGAACAAAUAUUCAAUCCUAUGUGGCUUCUUACAGGUUUAUGAAUUUCAACAAGAAAGAAAUUGGUUGGAUUUUGUUUUGGAAUGCUAAGAAGCUUGAAUUCAUGUUUUAUUUGAUUCAACCAGUCAUCACUGAUGCAGCUUCCGAGUCAUGUUUGAUUACACAUAUUUUUGGAACAACAUCCUGCAAAAAUCCUGCUUUUUUAACAACACGGAGAUUGAAAAAUUUGCAAGACUCGAUUUCUUUAUCAUCAUUGAAUGUGGUACCAUUGACUUUUGAUGAUCAAUCUUCAGGAGAGAAUUCAGACAAUUCAUCAGUUUUAAGAGAAAAAAUUAAAUCUGAAGAUAUUGUUUUGAAUUUGCAAGCACAGAAAAACGAGCAUCAUAACACAUUAUUUAAAUUAGUUCCAUUUUCAUGUAGUAUUAACUGUAAUCUUAAAAAAUUGCAAGGUUUUAAAUUAGCUGUGAAGAAUAUUGAAACAAAGGCAGUGGCAGGGAACAAAGUAGUGAAGAAGGAUGAAUUACCAGUAUUAAAUAUCAAAAAACCUGUUAAGCAUGGUAGUAUAAGACGAACUGUAUCAGACUUAUGUAUGAAAACCUCUAUUCUGGCGGAUAUCAACAAAAAUACUGAAAAACAGGAUGCUAAUCUUGAAAAGAAAUCUUCCUUUAAAAGUCAUAUCAAUAAUUUAAACAAAGCUCAAAUGCAAGAAACUUCUUUUAUUUCAACAAAAUUAUCUCCCAUGAAUGAAGAGAAUGAGGAAGUGUUGUGCAUAACUGAAGAUAAGUGUAAAUCAUUGGAUUGUAUUGAAAAAGUGAAGUUGCGCAGCUUAUCGGAGACGGCAGCAGAAAAUACCAACGAGUGUCAAAUUCUGUCUUCUUCUGAUUCUUCUAUCAAGGGAAAACUUGCCUUCUUUGAAGACUCAGACUGCCAUUUGAAUGGAGAUAUAGAUAAAGAUGAUUUUCUAGCAAUGGACAAACAGGAUCAAAAUGAGAUAUUUGGCUCCUCUUUUUCAGAUUUUGAAAUUGUAGCAGUUAACGAGUUCUCAGAGAGUCGGUUGGCUGAUUAUCUGACACAAGGGAACUGUGGUGCAGCUGAACUGCAAGCUGAGAUUCUUCUUGCAUCAUUUGUGGAUCCAAAUUCAACAGCAGAUAAUUUCAAAUUAGAAGGUGGCUGGACCAUCUAUUCUUAUUACAAGGGAAUGCCAGUGUUGUUCAAGAGUAAUACAAAUCACUUCAUGAAAAUUACAAGCUUUUUGUGCCAAACCAAAAUUCCAGCGCCUCCAAGAGAUGUUUGGAAGUAUGUGAAAAAUCCUAGAUUCAGAUUUAUUAGUGAUGAAACUGUUAAGUCAGUAGAAAUCCUGGACAAAAUUUCUAAUUAUCAGACUCUGAUACACAUUUAUCAUGAAAAUGCUGGAUUUCUGAAGAAAGAAAUGAUAGACUUUUGCCUAUUACACACUGAAAGGGAAGAACAAAGGCGCUGCUAUUCUGCCUUCCAUUCCGUCGAGUAUGACAAGUGCCCUUUCAUGAAUGGAGUCACAAGAGGAAUUUUACGGCCAAGUGGAUGGGUUGUAGAAGAAGUUGAUAAUAAUCCAAAUGAAAGUAAAGUUGCAUAUAUGAUACAGAUUCUUGUAAGCAGUCCAGACAGUACAUAUAUUCAGAACUUGAGCAAUUUAGUUCCUCAAUCUGUGUAUAAUUUGAAAAAUUAUGCUACUGUGAAGCCAAUGUGAUUUUGAAAGAAAACACCUAUGAGUCAUAUUCUAGUGAAAUUGUAAAUACUUUUUGUACUUUUUAUACAUGUUUAUAUGAAUAUAAUUAUAUUGUUGAUAAUAGUUUGUGAUGUUUUAUCUAUGUGAAUAAAAUGAUU